AUGUCGGGUGGAUUUUCUUUUAACGCGCCAUCAUCCACUGGAGCUCCCAGUGGUGGGCUUUUCGGGUCGAAAACACCAACAGCCACGACUGGGGGCGGCUUGUUUGGAAAUCUAGGAGGUGCUUCAAGCGGCGCUUCAUCUCCAUCACUAUUUGGCACGGCAAACACCAGCUCUACGCAAAAUAAUCCUUUUGGUGCCAAAACAACAGGUGCUGGAAGCGGUGCCAGUACUCCUGCUUUCAGUUUCGGUGGCGCAGCAUCUCCGUUCGGCGGCAUGAACCAAACUCCAAACAAAACCACAGAGGCAGCCGCUCCUGCUCCGACGCAGACAGCUGGUGGUCUGUUUGGUGCGAAGCCUGGUGCUGGCGGUGGUCUUUUCGGCAGCAAUACUCCAGCUCAGACAAAACCCGCUUCAAACAUGUUCACCACAACACCAGCCAAUCCCCCUCCUGGUGGUACUACAGGGUCGGCACCGUCUCUUUUCGGUGCCCAGACCACUCAACAAACACUGCCUGGUGGUGGACAAACUUCACAAACGACAGCUACUGGAACAAUCACGACAUCUCAGCCMCCCGCCGGUGGUCUAUUUGGACAAGCUCCCGUCGCUACCGACAAGCCGCGAUUCGGUGCUGCACCUUCUACCACAGGCGGAGGUACUCUUUUUGGUGCUCCUAAGCCUCCAGCGACAUCAGAGGGCGCUGCCAAACCUCUUUUUGGCGCUGCGGCGGCAUCUCCUACAACUACCACACAAGCACCAUCCAGUCUAUUCAAGCUCCCUGCUGCCAAUGCUGGAGGCAAUGCGCCUGCUUCUCCGUUUGGUGCUCCAGCAGCAACCGCAUCACCAUUACAACCCACAACAACGGCUGCAUCUGAAGCCACUCCUCAGAAAAGUCUAUUCAGUUUAGGUGGCACAUCGUCUACUACUCCUUCAUCAACACCUGCAGCUGCUCCUUCACUUUUUAGCCUCGGAAAGCCAGCAGAAACUACUGCAACUAGCACACCGACCACUGCAGCAGCCCCGGCAACGACGGCGCCAAGUGGUGGACUAUUCGGCGCGAAACCAGCAGCCACAACUACUACAACUACAGCGGCGCCGGCCACAACUGCAACUACUGCCCCCGCUACUACGACUACGGCAACCCCUGCUGCCGCAGCUCCAGCAGCUCCUAGCGGUGCUCCCAAAGCAGCAACGCCAAAUCUUGGAGCUUCGACAUUCGGACCCACACCACCUGCUCAGUCACGCCUGAAGAACAAAACUAUGGACGAGAUUAUCACGCGGUGGGCCACCGAUCUCACAAAAUACCAAAAGGAGUUCAAGGAGCAAGCUGAGAAGGUAGCGGAAUGGGAUCGCAUGCUUGUGGCCAAUAGCGGCAAGGUGCAGAAAAUAUUCGGAAACACAGUUGAUGCAGAGCGUGCGACUCAGGAAGUCGAACGUCAACUUGCAUCGGUUGAAGGACAACAAGAAGAACUCAACGCAUGGCUCGAUCGAUAUGAGCGGGAGGUCGAUGAGAUGCUAUCGAAGCAGGUUGGUCCAGGCGAGACUCUUCAGGGACCUGAUCAGGAGCGCGAGAGAACUUACAAACUCGCGGAGAAGCUUUCUGAGCGCUUGGAUGAAAUGGGCAAGGAUCUAGGAAGCAUGAUUGAAGAAAUCAACAACGCAUCUUCUUCAUUGAGCAAGACCAACAAGACGGAUGAACCGAUUUCCCAAAUCGUCCGCAUCCUCAACUCACAUCUCUCCCAACUCCAAAUGAUCGACCAAGGCACAGCCGAGCUCCAGGCCAAGGUCAGCGCAGCACAAAAGGCAGGGCAAUCAUUGGGCUCGCGACUGGGUGGUUACGGACAGAACGGAGGCAGCAUUGGAGUCGGAGGAAGUGCAGCUGAUGACUUUUAUCGGUCGUACAUGGGUCGCCGAUAA
Molecule: messenger RNA, 1914 nt
Organism: Talaromyces amestolkiae
Lineage: Eukaryota; Fungi; Ascomycota; Eurotiomycetes; Eurotiales; Trichocomaceae
Exons: 3
Coding region: 1-1914 (637 amino acids)
Biological process (GO): RNA export from nucleus; protein import into nucleus
Cellular component (GO): nuclear pore central transport channel; nuclear pore
Molecular function (GO): phospholipid binding; structural constituent of nuclear pore
Source: RefSeq, a predicted model, not a curated record